Molecule: messenger RNA, 585 nt
Organism: Salarias fasciatus (jewelled blenny)
Lineage: Eukaryota; Metazoa; Chordata; Actinopteri; Blenniiformes; Blenniidae
Product: anterior gradient protein 2 homolog
Exons: 7
Coding region: 1-585 (194 amino acids)
Cellular component (GO): endoplasmic reticulum
Source: RefSeq, a predicted model, not a curated record
AUGACCAGAGCAGCCGCGUCCCUGGUCCUGGUGGCCUUGUCCUCCACCUUUACUAAAUAUGUCCCCAAAUCUGGCCAGAGGAUCCCUCAGUCGCUGUCUCGAGGUUGGGGCGACCAGCUGAACUGGGCUCAGACGUACGAGGAGGCUCUGUCCUUGUCUCGGUCCACGAACAAGCCUCUGAUGGUCCUGUUCCACCUGGACGUCUGUCCUGCAGCACUCAAGCAGGCCUUGGCUCACGACGAUGAGAUCCAGAGGAUCCUGGAUGAGGACUUUGUGGUCCUCAAUGUGAUUCAGGAAACCGUAGAUCAAAACAUGUCCCCUGAUGGAAAGUACGUCCCCAGGAUCAUGUUUGUGGGGUCGUGGCAGCCGAAAGUUACCUACGUGCAGAAUGUAGACCCCGGGGUGUCUUACCUGGAGCCCUUCUCCAAGGAAAAAGACAAUACAGAAAACGGGGGAGACUACAAAACACAGUCGGUGGGGACAGACCCCUCCAUGACGGUGAGAGACGACAUCAUUGGACGCUACUCCAACCGCCUGUACGCCUAUGAACCAGGUGAUGUGAAACUCUGUAAGUGCUCCAGCUAA